This is a messenger RNA of Drosophila subpulchrella, 2185 nucleotides long. Its product is annotated as T-cell immunomodulatory protein. The record is from RefSeq and is a predicted model, not a curated record. The transcript has 2 exons. Lineage: Eukaryota; Metazoa; Arthropoda; Insecta; Diptera; Drosophilidae. Bases 95 to 1888 code for a protein of 597 amino acids. Gene Ontology annotation, cellular component: plasma membrane.
CUCCAUCUGAUUCACUAUUGAUUUUCUACAACAAAAACAGCAACAACUCACAGUAGACAAAAUAACGCAAAUUGUGAAAAUUCAAAACCCCGGAAUGAUCCGAACAACCUGGGUUCUGGGGCUGCUGCUGGCCCUGGGAAACCUAAUCCACGCCAGCGAUAUCACGGACAAGGUUUUCGCGGAUAUUAAGGAGGGCAUUGUGGCUGCUUUCGGGGACUUCGACUCCGACGAACUCACGGACGUCUUUGUUAUCCGCGACGAUCAGAAGACUUUGCAGAUUCUCUUUGGUCACUACACGGAGCCCCUGCUGAGACUGGGGCCCUACUGCCAGUACGGAGAUAAGACCAUUGUGAGUGUCAUACCCGGGGACUUCGAUGGCGACGCCCUGAUGGACGUGAUGGUUAACCUAAAGACCAGGGACAAGGACGUCUACGAGGUCCAUGUCAACUGGGGCAACACUACCGAACUGAAGUGCUCCAAGGAGGCGCUCUUCACCAGCAGAGGAGAGGUGAUGGCCCUGGACUUCAAUCGCGAUAUGAUUAUCGAUUUGUACGGCUUGGACUCCGAGGGAAUGCGCACCUUCUGGAUAUUCAACAGCAGUAGGCUCCCUCCAGACCACUUCCACCAGGCAGAGCCCACAGAAGUCAAGGGUAACUCGUUGAGCAUCCCCAAUGCAAAUGCCUAUGUGGAUAUUGACGGGGACUUCCUGGCCGAUCUGUUCCUUCAAACGGAGAACUCCUACGAGGUAUGGCACGGCAUAAAUGAGCGGGACAAGAAGGAGAACUUCAGCUACCAGUACCAGAUCAGGUUCCAGCCGAUCGGAGGCAAUGACUACCACAUCGGCCAGGCUGUGUUCAUGGACUUUGAGCUGAAGGGCGUGCAGAACAUUGUGGUGCCCUUUUGCAUCCACUCGAACUGCCGGAACUCCUCGAUCGUCGUGUACGAUGGCACCGAUUUCCGGAAUCUCCAUGUGAACUUCCGCGAUCCGCAAGGCAUCACCUGGGCCUUUGUGCCGCCCGAGUCGGAUGAUGUUUACUUGCGGACCAUUACGGCGAGGAGCGGGGACUUUAACCUGGAUGGCUAUCCAGAUCUUCUGAUCACGCUGCAGCCACUAAAUGUGGGCAAGCCGGUGAUGCAGACUUUCCUGCUGGAGAAUGUGGCCUGCACCACGUGCAACAAGCCGUUGAAGCGCACGUUUGAGGUUCGCUGGAACGCCCUUUCGCCGAUGGGCAACAACACGGUGGCCGGCGCAUUCUAUGACUUCUACCAGGACGGUGUGCUCGAUGUGAUUCUUAUCCGGAAGGAUGCCAAAGGGAAGUACCAGCCCCUCGCCUUCCGCAACACCCUCGACUAUGAUGCGAACUUUGUAAAGGUGAUUGUGCUGACUGGCUUGGAUAACAAGCAGAAUCCAGAGCGACGCACUCCUCUGGGCAGGAAGAAGCGCACGUAUGGCACCAACUUGCCAGGACCCCGCAUCACCUACACCACCACCACCCAGGAUGGGGAUCAGCAAUUUGGCAGUAGUGUUCAACUGCCGCAGGCCUCGUACUUCGCUCUUCAACUGCCGUACACAUGCUUUGGCCUAGGUCGAACGCCGAACUUCGUCGAUCAACUGACCGUAGGGCUGGGAAGCAAGCUGCGCAACUGGACGCAGCUCAUACCCAAUUCACAAAUCAUUGUGGUGCCGAAACCCCUGAACGACCCGUCCCACUGGAAAGCCCAGCUAUUCGUCACCCCCAGCAAACUGAUCCUGAUGAGCGUUGUGGCACUGGGUGGCACCUGCCUGGUCAUCGUCUUCAUCAUUCUGGUUCUGUACAUCAAGGAAAAGCGCGAAGAUAAACAGGAGCGCUUGCAGGAGUCCCACAAAUUCCAUUUCGAUGCGAUGUAAGGUCGCGAAUUAAAUAUUAACUAAAUAACCCUUUUGUUUCAACCAAGUUAGUUGAGUUUAUUUUUUAUGUUUAUUUAACGAUUAUUAAUAUGCCCAAAAUAAGAAGCGUACCCUGUAAUUCCACUAUGGGCUUUCCCAUCUCACUGAUGUCCUGGAUUGCCCAAACCAAUUGUAAAAAAAAGAAUGUAGCUCAAUUCAGGACAUCACCAAACCAAGCUCAUAGUGCAAUCGACAGAGUGCUUCCCCUCACAUCUGAUGUAUAUGUAUAUGGUUUAAGAAAUGUGAUAAUUAUAAAAA